AUGAGCACGCUCCCGACUUGCCAGGACCAAGUCUUCAUGCACCACUGCGCUGGCGGCGGGUCUCACUUCUUCUCUUCUUCUCUUGUUUCUGUCUGGCAGCGAAACACUCUUCUCGACUAUGGUUCCUGGAGCAGCAAUGUACCGGAGAAAGCGUUCGUGGUCGCAAGCCAGAAAGGCGACAAUACCAGCUGGUUCGCAGAGCAAUUCCCGGACUGGGCGCGCUACAUCUACGUCGUCGACGACGCAACAGCAAGCCUAACCGUGCCGGCAAACAAAGGCCGCGAAGCCAUGGUCGACCUCACGUACACAAUCACCUUAGGUAUCCUAACUCCUCUCCCCUUCCCUAGCUUCCUCAUCGACAACUACGACGCCCUCCCAAACAGCAUGCUCUUCCUGCACGCGCAACGCUACCAAUGGUACAACGACGACCCCGACUACGACGGCGCCUACAGCUGCCGCACCUGCGCUGCGCCUGGGUGCUCGGCGGUGGCUGCUGGAAACGGAGCUGGAGGACGCGAUCAGUGGCCGCUUGCUCGAGUAUAG
This is a messenger RNA of Aplosporella prunicola CBS 121167, 543 nucleotides long. RefSeq lists its product as uncharacterized. The record is from RefSeq and is a predicted model, not a curated record. NCBI's taxonomy places the organism in Eukaryota, Fungi, Ascomycota, Dothideomycetes, Botryosphaeriales, Aplosporellaceae. Bases 1 to 543 code for a protein of 180 amino acids. The transcript has 2 exons.